AUGCGAUUUUUCGCGGGACGGGUGGACGCGAGGCGCGGCGGAGGACUCGAGGGGGCGACGAUCGGCGAGGUGCGGUGCACGGCGAAGGAGAGGGAGGUGUUCGACACGCUGUUGGCGGUGGUGGAACACUUUAAGCUGGACGUGACGCUUCGCGUGGCGGGGGGGUGGGUUCGGGAUAAGCUCGUCGGACGCGAGAGCGACGACAUCGACGUGGCGCUGGAUACGAUGUUGGGGAAAGAGUUCGCGGAGAAGGUGAACGCGUACUUGGAGGCGCAGGGGAUGGAGACGAAGGGGAUCGGAGUGAUUCAGAGCAAUCCUGAGCAGAGUAAGCACUUGGAGACGGCGACGAUGCGCGUGCGAGACGUGUGGUUGGAUUUAGUAAACUUGCGCUCGGAAAACUAUUCCGAGGACAGUAGGAUUCCGGAGAUGCAGUUCGGCACGGCCAAGGACGACGCGUUCAGGCGGGAUUUGACCAUCAACGCCUUGUUUUACAACAUUAACGAGAAAAAAGUGGAGGAUUUCACCGAGCGCGGGAUUGAGGAUUUGAGUCGCGGCGUCGUGCGCACGCCGCUCCCGCCGCGAACGACGUUUUUGGACGAUCCGUUGCGGAUUUUGCGCGCCGUUCGCUUCGCCGCGCGAUUCGGUUUCGAUGUGGACGAAGAGAUCGGGGCGAGCGCGAGUGAUCCGGACGUGCAACACGCAUUGAAGCAUAAAGUGAGUCGAGAGCGUUUUGGAAAGGAAGUCUUGGGGAUGCUCAAAGGACGCUCUCCCGCGGACGCGGUGGCGCUCAUGGCGGCGUUCAAGAUUUCCCCGAUCGUCUUACAGGUUCCCACGCAAAGCGUUGUGGAUGCCGUCACGGACGCGGCGGACCGCUUGUCACAAUACUCCACGAGAUGCGUCGAAGGCGCGCUCGAAGAAAUCGCAUCAACCGACGCUUGGAUGGACGAAGAGAAGCGGGUGUGGUUGUAUCUCGCCUCGUGGUUGUUGCCGUACCGCGAAUUGCAGUCGGACGGAAAGAAAGGAAAGAAGGUUCCCGCGGUGGGCGACAUCAUCAGUAACGCACUCAAGCUCCGCUCGAAAGAUGCGGAAACGACGGUGCACGUGCAUGAAUCGAUGGCUCUCGCAAAAACCUUGUUGACGAACAAAGACUUUACUCGGCUUGAGGGCGGCUUAGCGCUGCGAAAGAUGGGUGAGACGUGGCGUCUUGCCGUGCUCUUAGAAGCUUUAUGCGCCGUCGUGCCCGGCAUGAGCGAUGCCGAGGUCCCGACUUGGGCAGGCGAAUACGCGUUCGAACCGGACGCCGCGCCUGCGGAUGUGCGCGAGCGCGUCGCCGCGGGCGUGAAAGCCGCCGUAAGUAAAUUUGAGGCGGUCGAGCAGCGAGUUGCAUCGCUCGAAUUGAACGAGUGUUGGGAGACUAAGCCACCAGUCACCGGACAAGACGUCAUGGCGGCGUUGAACAUGACGAAAGGAGGUCCAGAGUUGAAAAAGUGGAUCGAUAAAUCCGUGGAGUGGGCGCUAGAAAAUCCAAACAUCACGAAGGAGGAGUGCGUGGAGAAGAUAAAGCAGGGCGGGCAUUAA
Ostreococcus lucimarinus CCE9901 is the source of this 1578-nucleotide messenger RNA. RefSeq lists its product with no specific name. The coding region runs from base 1 to 1578 and encodes 525 amino acids. Gene Ontology annotation, molecular function: ATP:3'-cytidine-cytidine-tRNA adenylyltransferase activity; RNA binding. The transcript has a single exon. The record is from RefSeq and is a predicted model, not a curated record. Gene Ontology annotation, biological process: tRNA 3'-terminal CCA addition. Lineage: Eukaryota; Viridiplantae; Chlorophyta; Mamiellophyceae; Mamiellales; Bathycoccaceae.